Molecule: messenger RNA, 2730 nt
Organism: Ilex paraguariensis (yerba mate)
Lineage: Eukaryota; Viridiplantae; Streptophyta; Magnoliopsida; Aquifoliales; Aquifoliaceae
Source: the annotation of a GenBank genome assembly
ACUUUUUUUUUGUUCCCUCUAGGAUACUUUCCUAGUAGAGAAAUUUAUUCCCUUUACUCUUUUGUGUUUUCUAUUGUAAAAGUUCUGUUUUUUAUUCAUCCAUCCAAUCCCACUUCCCAGAAACAGAAAAGGGGGAAGAAAAAUGACCUGUUUGGAUGAUUAUAGUAAUCCUCAGAUAAGAGGGAACUUCUCUGUUCUCAGCCACCCUAUAAUAGUAACCAUAGGCAUCUUCUUGCUUUCUGUCAUUGAGAGGUCUGCCGAAGAACUGGAGAUCCAAAUAAGUUCAUGUUCUGCAAACGUUGCGAUGCUGCAUAUCAUUGUUACUGCCAGCAGCCUCCACACAAGAAUGUUAGCAGUGGACCUUAUUUAUGCCCGAAACAUACAAGGUGCCAUAGCUGUGGAUCUAAUGUCCCAGGAAAUGGUCUUAGCGAAGAUCUCAUCCCAAGAGUNUUGGUCAUGGAUGAUUGUUGGAAAGAAAUUAGUGUCAUCCAUUUCUGCUGGUAGGCGAUUGGUGUUUUGCAGCUCUGUUCAAAUGCAAGAUAGUGGGCAGUCUUUUCGUAUGAUAUUGAAACUGUGGAGACGGAGAGAAAACAUAGAGGGAAAUGAUCUCUAUAGAGGGAGAAACAUGAGAGAACAGGAAUUUUCUGCCGGAGUGGUUAAAGUAGGCAGCAUGAAGCAUGGAUACUUCGACCGGAGUGACGUUUACCGAGAUUCCGAAUCUACGCCUAUGGUUUGUUGUGAUGUCUGCCAGCACUGGGUGCACUGCCAGUGUGAUGACAUCAGUGACGGAAAAUAUUUGCAGUUUCAAGUAGAUGGAAACCUGCAAUACAAAUGUGCCACAUGCCGUGGGGAAUGUAAUCAGGUGAGGGAUCUUGAGGAUGCCGUUCAGGAGCUUUGGAGGAGGAGGGACACAGCUGACCAGGAUUGGAUUGCAAGCUUGAGGGCGGCUGCUGGAUUGCCAACUCAAGAAGAAAUAUUUUCAAUUUCCCCGUUUUCGGAUGACGAAGACGACAGUUCCACUUUAUUGAAGAGUGAUUAUGGUCGUUCUUUGAAGUUAUCUCUUAAAGGGUUUGUUGAUAAAUCACCAAAAAAGAACAAGGAAUAUGGGAAAAAAUCUUCAAAGAAGGAUGGUAAGAAAAUGGUGUAUCAGGCGUCUUUAAACAGUAAAACAGCAGUACACCAGAGUUUUGAAGGACACGAUGAUACCCCAUCGUUUGGAUAUAGCUUAGGUGGUAACAAGAACCAUGAAAUCUUGCCCCAUAGAAAUGGAGAUCCUGAUAUUUUUUCUUCUCCUAUUGCUGGAAGUUUGAGUGAGGGGAUAUGCUCAAUCAAUCAAACAGGGGUCCUGAAACACAAGUUCAUUAAUGAGGUCACAGGCAGCAAUGGGAAUAGGUCAUCCAGAAUGGUCCAAAUUAAGAGAAACAAAUCUCAUGGCUUAGAUAUUGGGGAGGACAUUGGAGAACGUGCUAGAAAAUCCAAGACCACCAAGGGACCAAAGCUAAUAAUACAUAUAGGUGCUCAAAGUAAAAAUGUAACUCAUUCUCCAAGAUCUGAUUCUUCAAGCUUUCAAAAUGAGCAAGAGUUGACAGCUUCAAAUGGAGAUAAAAUGGAUUGCACUGACCAAGUUAAAGGUUCGAAGCUCAAAGAAAGAAAGGGCAACUUAAUAAAGAUCAGAAAAGUUGAUUCAGAAUUUUCUGACAUGAAACCUGAAUUUGUAACGGGGAAAGCUGCUGAUGGAUUUGAAUCUGUUUCUUACAUGAACACACAUGUUUUACCAGGGAAAAGAAGCACCGAGGGAAACACAGCUGCAACUGAGACUGUAAGUGAGGUCCCUGCAAGAGGAGGUGAGAAGAUAUCUUUGCUGAAGUACACGAAAGGUAGGCCUGAUGUAUCAGGUUAUUUGAAUGAAGAUACUAGUAGCAUACCGUCACUCUCGCAUUCUUUGCCAAAGAAUCCCAAACCUUUACUAAAGCUUAAAUUCAAGAAUCCCUCUAGUGAGAACCAAAGUUCCUGCCCUCCUGGGGAGGAUGAGAAAGGAUUUGCUAAGGAACUAAGGUCAAAAAGAAAGAGACCUGCCUUCACGGAGAAAACAUCAGCCAAGGAAGAUGAAGAUCCGUCAAAAUGGUAUGAAAACUCAAUGAAUGAUAUCAUGGAUGUUAAUUGGAUACUGCAAAAACUGGGUAAAGAUGCAAUUGGAAAGAGAGUAGAAGUUCAUCAGUCAUCUGACAACUCCUGGCGCAGGGGAACAGUAACUGAUGUCUUUGAAGGCACUUCAAUCGUAUCUGUCAUUCUAGAUGAUGGAACGACCAAGAAUUUGGAAUUUGGGAAGCAGGGAAUUCGCUUUGUUUUUCAGAAGUGAAGGCAGUAAAAAUCAUAAAGCUUAAAGCUAUUCAGUAAAGACAAUCAUAUCAUUUGAGAUGUUCCAUUUUUACAGCAGUGGAGCGAACCAAUAGUAUCAUGGUUGAUUUCAAUCUCUGGAUGUUCUGAGGCUGUAAGAAAUCAAAGGUUUUCUUGCUUUGCUUGCUCAGAGAUUCAGCUUGCUCUUCACCUUAGCAUUGUGGCCAAUUGGUUUUUGUUAACACAUGAGGAGCUAAUGAUGUCCAAUCAUGUUUAUGCCAAUGGCAGGUUUUCCCUAUUAACCUCCUUUUGUGUUUUUCUCUGAUAAUUUAAUUUUUUUCUAUUAUCUCUCUAAAUGCCGUGGAAUACAUGUUUGAGCCUCUUUUUUUUUUU